Mugil cephalus (flathead mullet) is the source of this 3141-nucleotide messenger RNA. It is a transcript of the gene lrsam1, whose product is annotated as leucine rich repeat and sterile alpha motif containing 1. Gene Ontology annotation, molecular function: protein binding. The transcript is spliced from 25 exons. Bases 341 to 2512 code for a protein of 723 amino acids. The record is from RefSeq and is a predicted model, not a curated record. NCBI's taxonomy places the organism in Eukaryota, Metazoa, Chordata, Actinopteri, Mugiliformes, Mugilidae.
AAUAACUAACAGAAGAAGAAAACCAUUAGCGUCAGUAGACCGUUUGUUAUGAUUUAAUAGUAAACUGUAGGAUAAGAGGAACCAGCUCGACAGGCCUGAGUUAUAUUACUGUAUUUAUAUUUGUGUAACGAAUGAGGACUGUAUCAUAUGCGCAUGUUGCUCUACUGUAUUAAAUGACGUUAGCAAAUAUCGAAAGUCCAUGUUAGUUCUUAUGCUUCGUAGGAGUAAAGAGCAGUGACCUAACAACAACAGUGUUGUUUUGGACCAACUCUUGCUGUAGUGGAGGGGGCAAGGGCAAAACCCAGCAGGUAGCGACACAGCAGGACAGACGGGACUCAAGAUGCCUCUGUUCUUCAGAAAGAGGAAGCCUAGCGAGGACUCCCAGAAAAGAUUGGAGCAUCAGUUGUGCCGGUCAAAAGAAGCUGGUGCUGAUGACAUUUUGGACAUUUCAUCUUGUGAGCUGUCAGAGGUCCCCUCGAGUGCCUUUUCCAUAUGUAAGGUGCUACAGAAGAAGGUACUUAUCCUCCAUAACAACGAACUGAGGUAUCUGUUGCCCAAAGGAUGUGACAUCAGCAGUCUCUGUAAUUUAAAGGUUUUGGAUCUGCAUGAGAACAAGCUCACUUCACUCCCAGAAAACAUUGGGAAUCUGGUAGCACUACAGAUUCUAAAUGUGGAAAAGAACCGCUUGAAGGCCUUGCCAGAGUCCAUUGGGAAUCUGCGACUCCUGCAGACGCUCAAUAUAAAGGCCAACUGUCUUAGUGAACUUCCGUCAUCAUUUGGUGGGUUGAGUAGCUUGCGCACCCUGGACCUGAGUGAUAAUGAGAUUGUUCAGCUCCCCAAAGCUCUGGCUUAUAUCCGCACCUUAGAGAGCCUUACUCUUAAUGCUGAUAAGAUGUCCUACCCACCUGCGUCUGUGUGUACGGACGGAACAGAGAGCAUCCAACGUUUCUUAUGCACUGAGCUGGGAGAGGAGUACUGCCCUCCAUCACAGUAUCUCCUGCCAGUGCUGGAGAGCGACUGUGGUAAACAGAGCUCUGACUGUUUCGAUGGGUUGGCAGCAGAAGCCUGGCAGAACAAAUUCAGCGACUACGAAAAAAGAAAGGAGCAGAAGCAGCAGGAAAAGCUUGCCUUUGAGUGGCACCUGGAUCAGAAACAAAAGGAGCACACCCAGCUGGUACUCAUGAACACCUACCACAAAGAAAACAUCCUCAACUCAGUCCGACUGGAGCAGGAACGUGUGGAGCAGGGGGUCAGUCAGCUGCAGAGAGCUCAGGAGGCAGAGAGAAUGCUGGUGUUGGAAAAAGUCAGACAAGCUGAAGACAGCAUAACCAAUCGCAUCAGCAGAAUGCUAAUGGACAACAGGCAGAAAAAGAGUGCAGAGUUUCUUCAAGCCAUGGAGGAAGAUCGAAUCCGUAUGGAACAUCUGACUGCCAUCACACAGGAAGAAGCCAGUUCAUUGAGGAAGAGAGAAGUGGCAGCGGCCAUGCAGAAGAUGCUGUCAGACAACUAUGCUAUGAGCCUUCUCCAGGAGGCCAGUGAAUGUCGCAGACAGAGCCUGGUUUCUGAGGCCUGCAGGAGUAUGGAGAAUUUGGACAGGAAGUUUGACAAGAUGCUUUCCCUUCAAGUUUUGGACAAAUCUAAAGCCAUUGCCCAAAUCUUACAGGAGGAGGAGAUGCAGAAAGCAGCAUUCCAGGCCCUGCAGCUCCAGAAAGAUGCUGUACAUGGCUACAUUCGCAACCAGAUUAAGCUCAUAGAAGGUGAAUUAAUGCAGCUGACUAAACUGGAGAUUAAAAAACACAGUCUGGAUGCUGAGAACCUACAGGAGAUUCUUGUGGAACAGCGCACAGCUCUUGGUGACUUACUACAGCAGCUUUUAAAGCAGAAGGACCAGAGAGAGAAGGAGCUACGGCAGGUUCUGAUGGAGAUGGAGCAUAAGUCAGAGUCCAGUCAGCAGAAUUACUGGAUGAUCCAGUACCAGAGACUGUUGGAUACUAAGCCCCUCUCACUGCGCAUGCAGGAAGCAGGUGUGGAGAAAGAGUUAGUCAACCUGCUGUGCAGACUGUCAGCUCAGCACUAUCUGCCCAUUCUGGCUCAUCAUCAAAUGACAACUGAGGCUCUUUGCCACAUGAACUCCUCUGACCUCCAAAAGCUUGGUAUUAAUGAAGUGGGAAUCCAAACAGCUCUCCUCAAUUGGGCCAGAGAACGGCAGCCUAAAGCAGGAGCCUGUAAGGAUGCCCAGCAGGAAGAGGAAACAGUUGUCCCCACUGCUCCUUCCUUCGUCCAGAGUCCCAGCCCUCCGCUUACACCAGGGACCCCUGUCACCCCCUCAGCCCCCACCCCGGUCGAUGGGCCAGGCAGUUCUGAGUGUGUGGUGUGCAUGGAGACUGGGUCCCAGGUUAUCUUCCUGCCAUGUGGUCACGUAUGCUGUUGUCAGGUCUGCAGCGAUGCUCUUCAGAGCUGCCCUUUGUGCCGCAGCAGCAUAUCCCAGCGCAUUCGGCUCUACCGCAACUAGAACCAACCGCUGUACUGGUGUGUUAUCAGCCACCACUUUAUUUAUGCACGAUCGUUAAAGCUGCUGUGAGAUAAAUUUGUCUUAUAUAGAAGAGCUUGUAGCAGGUCUUUAAAGCGCUGAGCCAUUUUCAUGUAUCAAUAAAACAGUGCUCUGUGAUAGCUAUUCAGCAACAUGUACUUGUAGCCAUCUUUUUAAUAGCCAUGUUGUCCUAUUAUCUCUGCUGUCCACAAAUGUUUUAUUUAGUUAUUUACAAAUAACAGUUCAUUGGUAUUAAUUUUGUCUUUUUGUGUUAUACUGUAUAUUAAGAGCCAAGUGGACCACACCACUCAUAUAACCUUCUUAGUUGAUGUGUGCCUUUUUUUGGAAAUCUAUUUUCUAAAACUAUGUGUUUGUGUUGUCAACCAAAGUAACAUAAGUCCCACAUUGGUUUAAGUUUACUGGAGUAUAAUCUGUUUUGUUUGUUUGUUUUUGUCGCAGCUUUUUGCUCUCAUUGCAGACCAUCACUAGUACAACCUUGUGUUGUUUUUUAUAGGCCAUUCCACAACAGUGUUGCCCUCUCUGCCAGGGACAGAGGAUUAAAUUGUAUCAUGUAAACAAGUUGAUUUGAGUAAAAAGUUGCUGGACCUCGA